Molecule: messenger RNA, 1048 nt
Organism: Trifolium pratense (red clover)
Lineage: Eukaryota; Viridiplantae; Streptophyta; Magnoliopsida; Fabales; Fabaceae
Product: putative RING-H2 finger protein ATL69
Exons: 2
Coding region: 412-972 (186 amino acids)
Source: RefSeq, a predicted model, not a curated record
GCCCCUCGUUGUAGCUAUUUUCCAAAUCCAUCCUUCCAACUUUCUUGUAACAACCAAAGCCAAACAAUCCUCAAUCUCCCCGAAACAGAUAACUUAAUCAUUAAAAACAUCAAUUACACGACACAAACAAUUAAAGUCAAUGACCCUAAAGGAUGUCUCCCAAAACGUUACUUAGAUAACAAUUUUAACUUUUCAUAUUCACCUUUUAAAUUAAACCCCGAAAUUUACAAUCUUGACUUCAUUUUCCUUCGUUGUCCUUCCAAUGUUACCACCGAUCUUUCAUCAUCAUCGUUUCAAUUUCCAUUAACAUCAACUUCUUGUUUAUGCAACGAUGAAAAACAUUCGAACUUGUCUUCUUCUUCGGUUAUAUUUUUAUUGGAACCACCUUAUGCGAAUAUAACGUUGUUUGAAAUGUGUGAGGUGAUUUCAACGACUUCUGUUCCGAUACCGUGGAAGGAUUUGAAUAUGUGGCCAUUUUGGCGUGAUAUUAACAAUGAUGUUGAAUUGGUGUGGACUAAUCCUAGCUGUGGUAAGUGUGCACUUAAUGGUCAAUUUUGUGGGUUUUCUGAGGAUUUUAAAAAUAACCUUCAAGUUCAAUGUUUUGACAGUUCCUCCAAUCAAGGUCUCUCAAGAAGUGCCAAAUUCGGUUUGGCAAUAGGAGUGGGAAUACCUGCAUUUGUAUGUCUAAUUGGCUUUGCUUGCUUCUGUUGUGGUAAGAAGGGAACAACCCCACUUGAUGGACAAAGAACCUCAUCAAAUGUUCCUACACUAACAAUUUCCUUAGCACCACUCCCUUUAUUUGUAACGGGCCUUGAUGGUGCCACAAUUGAAAAGUAUCCCAAAACUCUUCUUGGAGAAAGUGGACGUUUAUUAAAGCCUAAUGACAACACUUGCUCAAUUUGUUUAUCUGAAUAUCAACCUAAGGAUACCUUGAGAAGCAUCCCUGAAUGUAACCAUUAUUUUCAAUCCUAGCUUCCGUGUACAGAAUCCAAUGAUGAACUAAAAAUGUAGGAAGAGGUUGAUGAAGCAUUACAAAGAACUUCUAGGU